AUGAGUUCCAUCAAAGCUAGUGCUGUGAUCUUCCUUGUCUUCUUUUUGUCUGGGCUUAUGGAGCUCUCAUAUGGUCAGAUCAUGGCGCCUUCUCCAGCUGUUGCGCCGCCGCCGAUUAGCAGCGAUGGCAAGAUGAUAGAUCAGGGAAUUGCUUAUGUUCUCAUGCUUGUUGCCCUUCUUCUAAAGUUUCAGUCUUUUUACAGCCUCUUUCCUCUCACAGUGAGAAAGAUGAGUUCCAUCAAAGCUUCUGCUCUGAUCUUCCGCGCCUUCUUUUUGUCUGGGCUUAUGGAGCUCUCAUAUGGUCAGAUCAUGGCGCCUUCCCCAGCUGUUGCGCUGCCACCGAUCAGCAAUGAUGGGAAGAUGAUAGAUCAGGGAAUUGCUUAUGCUCUCAUGCUCAUCGCCCUUCUUGUCACUUAUCUUAUUCACUAA
Messenger RNA from Dendrobium catenatum, 429 nucleotides. RefSeq lists its product as uncharacterized. NCBI's taxonomy places the organism in Eukaryota, Viridiplantae, Streptophyta, Magnoliopsida, Asparagales, Orchidaceae. The coding region runs from base 1 to 429 and encodes 142 amino acids. The transcript has 2 exons. The record is from RefSeq and is a predicted model, not a curated record.